Tremella mesenterica DSM 1558 is the source of this 4633-nucleotide messenger RNA. RefSeq lists its product as uncharacterized. NCBI's taxonomy places the organism in Eukaryota, Fungi, Basidiomycota, Tremellomycetes, Tremellales, Tremellaceae. The record is from RefSeq and is a predicted model, not a curated record. The transcript has 3 exons. Gene Ontology annotation, molecular function: phosphoribosylformylglycinamidine synthase activity. The coding region runs from base 98 to 4384 and encodes 1428 amino acids. Gene Ontology annotation, biological process: 'de novo' IMP biosynthetic process.
GUCAACGACGACGACGACGACGACGACGACGACGACGGUACCGAUAGCGACGACGACGGCAUAGACAGAGACCAACAUAAAGAGCGAGAUCACAGUCAUGCUCGUGUCACCAGGCAGCUCCGCCCUCUCAGCUACCCGCCGGUCCACCCUUCUCUCCACUUUCCAGGCCACUUUGCCCAAUCUCAUCUCUCUGGAUGCCGUUCAUCUCCAUCUCGUCGCUGCUACCAGCUCCGAAGCCUCCGUCGCACUAGCAAAGGAUGACACUCCCCAGCGCAAGAUCCUCGAAUCCCUCUUGAGUUAUGGAGAUGACGAUCGGCUGUCUACUACAUCGUCAUGGAUCUCCUCUGGUAUGCCCUCACCCGACAAGACGACUCUCGUCCUCUACGUUCUCCCUCGAGCAGGAACCAUCUCUCCUUGGUCUUCCAAAGCUACCGACAUUGCCAAACUAUGUCGUCUGGCUGAUUACGUCUCGCGAAUAGAACGGGGUACACUUUACAUCUUCACUUCCUCAGCUCCCAUCAUUUUACCGAACCUCUCGCCUCUCCUUCAUCUCAUUCAUGAUCGUAUGACUCAACUGGUCCAUACCUCCCUUCCCCCCUCCGACGUCAUCUUUCCGCCUACACCUCCGAGACCGAACGCAUUGGUGACCGUCCCUAUCAUCGGUGCCGAGGACCCGAUCGCUCUUCUAGGAGAAGCUAACGCCCGACUUGGUCUAGCCUUAUCAGAUGCUGAGAUACCAUACCUGGUCGAAUCAUUCACUACGGCUGGAAGGAAUCCCACCGACGCCGAGCUUUUCAUGUUUGCUCAAGUCAAUUCUGAGCAUUGCCGACAUAAAAUCUUUAAUGCCAAGUGGACUGUGGACGGUAAAGAACAAGAUCACAGUUUGUUCGGAAUGAUCAGGAACACUGAAAAGAUCAUUUCUUCACUCGGUACUCUGUCAGCAUAUGAGGAUAACGCAGCUGUCAUGCAAGGUUACAAAGCCCCUCGGUUCGCUGUUGAAAACGAAGGUUUAUAUGGCAAAAACGAGGAGGAUAUGCCCAUCCUCAUCAAGGUCGAAACACAUAACCAUCCCACUGCGGUAUCACCUUUCCCCGGUGCGGCGACGGGAUCAGGUGGCGAGAUUCGAGAUGAAGGAGCUACGGGUAGAGGAUCGAAGCCUAAAGCUGGUUUGUCAGGAUACACCACAUCGGAUCUUCUUAUCCCCGGCUUCACUCAACCUUGGGAAUCGGACAUUGGCAAACCAUCACAUAUCGCUUCCGCUUUGGAUAUCAUGCUUGAAGCUCCUCUCGGAGCAGCCGCAUUCAACAAUGAAUUUGGUCGACCAGCGCUAGGAGGUUACUUCCGCACAUUCCUCAUGUCAACGCCCACCGCAAACGGAGCCGAGUGGAGAGGUUAUCACAAACCGAUCAUGAUUGCCGGAGGGCUGGGCAACGUCCGUCCUAGCUUUGCCCGGAAGGAUAAGAUUACUGCAGGGGCGAAGGUGAUCGUGUUAGGUGGUCCAGGGAUGUUGAUUGGUCUCGGUGGGGGUGCGGCGAGCUCCAUGGCUAGCGGUGCGAGUUCAGCCGAUCUCGACUUCGCAUCUGUGCAGAGGGAUAAUCCGGAGAUGCAACGGAGAUGUCAGCAGGUGAUUGAUGCUUGUGUCAACCGAGGGGAUGUGGUGGGUAAUCCUAUCCAAUCUAUUCAUGAUGUCGGUGCUGGUGGAUUGUCUAAUGCCCUUCCGGAAUUAGUACAUGAUUCUGGGUUAGGAGCUGUUUUUGAGAUAAGGGAUGUGUUGGUGGAUGAUCCUGGAAUGUCGCCGAUGGAGAUAUGGUGUAACGAGUCACAAGAGAGGUAUGUGCUUGCGGUGUCGCCUGAAAAUCUAUCAAUCUUCGAAGAGAUAGCCAAGAGAGAACGAUGUCCUUACUCUGUGGUCGGUACAGCCACGGCCGAAGAUAGAUUAGUAGUGACUGAUCGAUUUCUGGGUGAAAACCCUAUCGAUAUUCCAAUGUCUGUCUUAUUUGGUAAACCACCAAGAAUGCAUCGUCACGCCAUCACUUCCACUCCCCCUCGAGAACCGUUCGAUCCCUCUCUUUUCACCUACCUACCAACCUACAAGGGUGCACCCACCACGUCUCUCCUCGCUGAAACAAUCAACCGAGUGCUUCGUCUACCAAGCGUCGGAUCGAAAAGUUUUCUCAUUACCAUCGGCGACCGUAGUAUCACCGGUCUGGUCGCACGUGAUCAGAUGGUAGGACCUUGGCAAGUACCCGUAGCCGACGUCGCUGUCACUCGUGCAUCAUAUGGUUUCGACGUUAUCGUCGGAGAAGCAAUGGCAAUGGGUGAACGUACCCCUUUGGCAUUGAUCAAUGCUGGUGCUUCUGCUCGUAUGGCGAUAGGAGAAGCUCUCACCAACUUGGCAGCUGCAUCCAUCGAAAGUAUAAGCAAAGUGAAAUUAUCUGCCAAUUGGAUGUCUGCCGCUUCACACGAAGGAGAAGGAGCGAAAUUAUACGAAGCUGUUCAUGCUGUCGGUAUGGAACUUUGUCCUGCUUUAGGUGUAGGUGUACCAGUAGGAAAAGAUUCAAUGUCAAUGUCUAUGCGUUGGACAGAGAGAGAAAAACAAAAAGAAGUGAUAGCUCCAUUAUCACUCAUAGUUACAGCAUUCGCUCCUUCGGAUAAUGUGGAUAAAACUUGGACACCUCAAUUACGAACCGAUGUAGGACCUACCGUACUUGUAUUUGUCGAUUUAGCUAGAGGAAAACAACGAUUAGGUGGUAGUGCUUUAGCUCAAGUUUUCAAACAACUCGGUUCGGAAAGUCCAGAUGUUGAAAUGGCAUCUGAUCUCAAAGCGUUUUUUACGACUUGUCGAAUUCUAAAAGAAUCCAAUACCAUCUUAGCUUAUCAUGAUCGAUCAGAUGGUGGAUUACUCACUACUUUAGUCGAAAUGUCUUUCGCUGGUCGUGCAGGAUUAGAAAUCUCUCUUGAUGCGAUCGCAUCAGGUGGACAAGGAGAUCCAAUCGCUUCUUUGUUUAAUGAAGAACUAGGAGCUGUAUUUCAAGUUCGUACUUCUGAAUUAUCAUUAGUAACGGAUUCUUUUAUCAAAUCUUCUUUCCCAACUCAACAUAUUCAUGUUAUCGCUAAAGUUCUACCGAAAGAAGAUCAAUCUUUAACUUUCAUCCAUCGAUCCGAAGCUAUUUACACAUCAACUCGAGGGGAAUUACAAAGUCUUUGGGCUGAAACGUCGUAUAAACUUCAAUCGAUCCGUGACGAUCCUAUUUGUGCUAAAGAAGAAUACGAUUCAAUACUCAAUGAUGAAGAUCCAGGAAUAACAUAUCGAAUCCCUUUCGAUUUCUUACCUUCACCUUUUAUCAAAUCAGAUAUGAAAUUAUCUAUUCCUCCCAAAGUUGCGAUAUUGAGGGAACAAGGUGUCAACGGUCAUGUGGAAAUGGCAUACGCUUUUCAUGCUGCUGGUUUCGAUUCGAUAGAUGUUCAUAUGUCCGAUAUACUUUCAGGUCGAUUAUCUCUUGAUGCUUUUUCAGGAUUAGCGGCAUGUGGUGGAUUUUCUUAUGGUGAUGUUUUAGGUGCUGGAAAUGGUUGGGCUAAAUCCGUUUUGUUAAACGAAAGAGCAAGAGGAGAGUUUAGUCGUUACUUUAAGAAUGAGAAAACUUUCGCUUUGGGUGUUUGUAAUGGUUGUCAAUUCUUUUCUCAAAUAAAAGAGAUAAUACCUGGUGCGGAAGAUUGGCCGGAAUUUAAGAAGAAUAAAAGUGAAAGGUUUGAAGCUAGAGUGACUUUGGUUGGGAUUUCAGAACCAUCUUCUUCCGCCGGAAAUACUUCUUCGACCGAUCCUUCUCCUCCGACUACUUCUACAUCGCCUUCGCCUACCGCCACUUCUGCUAUCAUCGACACCGAACCUAUCAAAUCCAAUGUCAAGACGGGGAGUAAACCAAAAUCGGUAUUUUUCAAACAAAUGAACAAUUCUCUCCUUCCUGUGGCAGUAGCACACGGAGAAGGUAGAGCUUCUUUCGUUCGUACAGGCUCUCUACAAGGGUUGGAACGUGAUCAUUUGAUCGUAGCUAGAUACAUGACCUCGAAUGGAGAAAUAACGGAGAAAUAUCCCGCAAACCCAAAUGGUAGUCCUGGAGGAAUAGCAGGUGUGAUUAACAAAGACGGAAGGGUUUUAGCUAUCAUGCCUCAUCCGGAAAGGGUGGUCAUGUUGGGAAGUAACAGUUGGUAUCCUGAAAACUUGUAUGGUCCCCAAACGACCGUUGGGGAAAACGAAGGUUCGUAUGGAUCAAAGGCAAACGUCGGGAAAGUAGAAAGUGGAGAGGAAAGGAGAGAAAGAAGAGGACCUUGGUUUAGGAUGUUCCAAAAUGCUUAUGAUUUCGUACGAGGGGAAGGAGAAGAAUGAAUUCAAGAUGUGGAAACAUCGUGACGCAGCGGUAUCUCCGGGUUGGUAUGGCGAUAAAAGUGGAAGUGUGGGUUGGGGACUGUGACGAUCAGAACAAAUGAAGGGGGGGGGGGGGGGGGGGUGAAAAUAUCAAAAAAGAAAAAAGAAAGUAAAUGUCGAUACGAAGUGAUACUCACAACACGAUUCGUUGCUUUGUCUGUUGGAUCAAAUUGGGUUAGCUGAAGACUAGGAAUGCAUCUUGUCUUGAUC